Ornithodoros turicata is the source of this 416-nucleotide messenger RNA. RefSeq names its product cytochrome c oxidase assembly factor 5-like. Gene Ontology annotation, cellular component: mitochondrion. The record is from RefSeq and is a predicted model, not a curated record. NCBI's taxonomy places the organism in Eukaryota, Metazoa, Arthropoda, Arachnida, Ixodida, Argasidae. The transcript has 3 exons. Bases 74 to 343 code for a protein of 89 amino acids. Gene Ontology annotation, biological process: mitochondrial respiratory chain complex IV assembly.
AGCGAGCUAAGCCAAAAAAAUGUCAGUCUAAGUCAGCCUUAAAUCCAAUCUGGUAAACGUGAGUGCGAGCGAGAUGAAUGCAGUUUCUGAAGGUUUGGGCGUCGAAGAAGCAAUUCCUGCCAAAAAACCCCGUGCCGCCUGUGAUGGUGUGAAAGAGGAGUUGAAGAGGUGCCUUUAUGCUACGGACUGCGUUAUAAAGGACCACAAGACUCCAAAGGAAUGCUUGGUGUCCAACCAUCCUAGUAUACCUCAAGAAUGUCACAGUUUGCGGAAUUUAUUCUUCGAGUGCAAGCGGUCUCUGCUGGACAACCGGACAAGGUUCAGAGGACACAAGGGAUACUAGCCACUCCACACUAUCAUCUUCCGUUGUCUCAUACGAAAGUCCUAAAUGAAUAAAUGUAAAUAGCCGACACAAA